GAGCCGCCUGUAUCACCCCUGAGCAAUCUAGGGGGCUCCCAGGCUUUAUAGCCCUGCGGGGGGGCACUUAAUCUCUCUUUUUACUUAAAUUUUUUGAUUGCAUGAGAUCACCACUGCCCUCAUGCAGCAUCCACUCGUUUUUUGGCGGAUUCGCUGCCAGGUCCUAUUGCAUCAUGGGAUUUGUAGUCCUCCCCAGCAGUAACUGACCAGGACUGGAGCAAAGUGUUUUCAGCAGGGGGAAGGGGGCUCAUGGCAUUGGGUGACCAGUCUGACCAGUUCACAUUCCCUGCCUGUGGGGGAUAGUGAUCUUAUCUUCAAGCUGUGCACUCUGGCAAGCAAAGAGUUAAAAGGACCCUCUAGCACAGAAAGGCUAUCUGCUCUCCCAGUAUGCAGGAUUGGGAAUGGUUAACCUCAUCAUUGCCAGUUAGCACGGCUCAGCCAGACAGCGCUGCACUGUCCGUAAGGGGGGUUGCUAGUGAAAGCGGCAGCUAUAGGGUUAAGUGUGCAGUGAGCGUGCAGUGUGCAGCCUACCCCUGCAGCCUCCUCCAGUCACACUCAAUGCAAGGAUUAUGGGAGGCCCUCAUUAUGCAAAGCUCCCAGUCCCGGCCACUCCUCCAGGUAUUGGGCUUUGCUGUGGCCAGCAGCCGGGUGCUGGGCUCCUGCGGUGUGGGAUCACAAGGCCUCGCAGCUGGGGGGUUCGCUGAGUCACAUGAACAGCCACUUCUUCUGGGCGCUGCUGGGACUUCAAAAAUGAAAGCCCGGAGCCGCUAUCUCCAGAGGAACUAGAGGGAAACUCCGCCAUUCCUGGAAGAAGACCUGUUUUCCUGGAUACGUUCCGCUGACUCGGAGAAGAGAGAAUGGUCUUGUUUGUUUCUGACGUCCCCCCUCGAGCUACGACACAGGAGGAGACCGUGUCUCUCCAACAGGUCUGAGGCCGCGGAAUUUUUUCCUUAGGUCUAUGCCAGUGCUUGUCUUGCCACCUCCUCCCCUUCCUGGGAUGCGGGAUGCCGGGGAAAAUUCCAAAACAUCUUACACUUCUUCCGACUCCUUCCACUUGGGAUCUCCAGUUUCUGUCCGCCUUGGAAUCUUACAUUUGAGGUGAACCUAUCUUCUGACCUUCGACUCUGUCACUGGACAUGGAACUUGUACCCCACGUUCCGUUUUAUUAUUUUUGACCCCCCUCAUACCAGGAACCUCUUUGGGAAUAUAAUUCAACUCUUAUUUCAUGAAGCUUGGGAUCUCGUGGAUGUGGUGACCACGCUGAGCCAUGUCUUGGUUUGGAGAAGUUCAGUGGUUAUGCCUGGUGACCCUCUUCUUUGCCUCCUUGGUGACCAUCGCUGUAUAUCUCGUCCAGUACAUCUUGAACGUUUGGUGGAAACGUAAAGCAAAGAGGUCUUAUUCCGGCGCGCAGAGUGAGGCCGACUCUCUGCUGUCCUGGAUCUUAUCUCUGAAUAGUUGGAGGAGUCAAUGGCUGAAGACGUGGAUAGCCGCGCUCAACGAAGAGGCCGGGAAAAGAGGGGGAUCCCUGCGGCUGGCGUUUGAAGAUGACAAUGGACCGCGACCUUUAGAGCUGUCCGUCAAACAAGUGGAGAGCGUUGUGAAGUCCUAUAGUGAUAAGGUUGUGUGCUGCACUGUAGUAGGUGAAUGUCUACAGUUUGCCGUGCGGGUGACCCGGACACUGCCAGCCAACUCAGGAUGCCAGGUGUACAGUGUGCGCAUCACUCCGCUCCAUAUAAAUCUGGAGCUCCGUGUAAAAGAUGGAGCUGGAAAAGACGUCCUGGUCACGUGGUCCAUGGGAAACUUCUGCGACCUUGAUCUUCAAGUUCAACCAAAAACUAAGCUGGAGCAGACCCCCGGAGCAAGCGCCAUCAGGGAAACUCUGGAGGACAUACUGAAGAACCUCAUGGGCUGUGUCCGACCUCAAGUAGAUCUGAGCAGCAAGCCUACAGACCUGAAGGAGCAUCAGAAUAUUCCUGGCGUCCAUUUUCCAGUGAUCUGUCCUCCGAAACCACCGCGAGUUCACGAGCUGAAGCUUCAAGUGCGCAAUAUCAAAGCCGCGCUGAGCGGAAAUGUUGACACCUCCGGGAUGGUGGUGUGCUCCGCGCAGCUCAACGACCCCGUCCAGAGGUUCACGACCGCAGCCAUACAACAGAGCGCAAGCCUCGGCUGGGAGGAGGAAUUUGUAUUUGAACUGAAUGCAAAAUCCAGAGAGCUGCAGCUGCAGAUGAUAGAACCUGGGAAACCUGCGGGAGGUCCCCCCUUGGCCUGUGCCAUCGUGCCCUUAGAUCUAUUCAGGAAGAACCCCUCAGGAAGGCAGAACUAUUCCCUGAACCCCAGCAGUCCCUUGUCCGGGUCAAUCAGUGCUCAGUUCCUGUUCGUGGAGCCGACUGAAGUGAAGUCCUGGUCGGUCCCGGUCCCUGCAAAGAAAGUAGAGAUGGACCGGACGGUGAUGCCUUGCGGCACCGUGGUGACCACCGUUACCUCUGUCUCUUCAAAGCCACGGCUAGAGGGGAAGAGUCCGACUGCCAGCUGCACUGAUAAAACAUUGGAUUCCCCCUCGAGGACUCCCCCUAAAAUGAAAGUGAUUGAGAGGGACUUCUCGGUACAAGCCAUUCCGUCUCAGCCCGGGGUGGUCAGCAAGGUGCUCUCCUCCUCGGACACUGAACUCUUGAUGCUGAAUGGCUCUGACCCGGUGGCAGAAGCCGCCAUAAGACAGCUGAGGGAGUCUUCUAGACAGUCCCUAAAGUCUCCUCGGAAGAAGAGCACCAUCAUUAUAUCAGGAGUCUCCAAGAGUGUGCUUACUCAGGACGAUGAAUCCUCGCUCAUGAUGAAUUACGCAGCCUCCAUGGACAGCACAGUUGUGAAUGACGAGCCCUUUGAUGACGUCACUAAGGGAGCCACCAGUAAUAAAGGUCUGACAUUGGCGUCGACGUCCACCGUGCCAGCCAUGAGCUCAGAAGACGAGCUUCUCGAUGCCUGGGAGCAGAGCAGUCAGCCGGGAGACUGGAAUGGCAAUGGAUUGGAGGACCCAGACUCUGAAUUAGUAUCUGUCAGUAACCUGAGCAUGUCGGAGACGGGGAGCAUCAGGAAAUCGAAAGGCGGAUUUUUACACAAAGGAGCAAAGCUAUUUUUCCGCCGGAGACACCAGCAGAAAGACCCUAGCAUGAGUCAGUCUCACAACGACCUGGUCUACCUAGAAAGGCAAGGGGCGGCGGAGCAUCACAAGAAGGGGAGCACGCUGACCCGACUCCUCAACAAGAAGCUCCUCCCCAAAAAUAAACACAAAAAUAAACCGCCACCUGAAAACGCCUAACCCAGCCAGGCAAGAUGGCCGACCAAGACACCACAGGAGGAAAGCCCCUGAGAGGCGUGAGGCCGUGGUGAAGGCCUAGAUGUCCCUCAUGAACGAAGUGAACUUGUAAAAUUCUGCUUUUAAUUUUUUUGAUCUUUUAGCUCAACACUGUGAGAUUUUAGAAGUCCUAUAAGGCGGCUCAUCCUCAACGCACAAUGGAGGGGCAGCCAUUUUAUGAGCUAAAGCAAUACUCGUGGGAAUAGAGAGGCAGCCAUUUUGUAUGAGUGUGAGAGUUCUCAACUAAGGCGGUCAUUGAUUGCAAUGUACCUCAUCUCUCAGUGAUAUGACUGGUUUCUGUGUGUUUUUCUACAAAAUGGCGUCCACCGUGGAGGGUGGGUUCACCUCGAAAUGUCCACUUUGACAUGGAAUUGCAUGUAAAUUGUAUUUAUGAGCCACUCAAUUCUAUGGCUAGAGGCUCCACUUUGGCCUAGGCGCUAAUGGCUUCCUCCACACCUCUGGGUGGGGGCAGGGAGGAUCCCUAUGAUAUCCAAUAGUGCAAUCUAUACGCAGCGGACCACCCUGAACACUAAUUAUGUAAAUAAUGGAGAUAUUAAGAGGUUUUUAUAUAGUUAUUAUGUUUAAUUCAUGUAAGAUUUUCGCUUAUUUUAGGCACCAACUAAGCCGAAUGUAAGUAGGCCCCAGACAUUGAUAUAGGAGACCCAGGGCUUAGCUAUAGGGUGGUCAUAUGUAGGCCCUGGUGCCUGAUUGGGUCCCAAGGCUGCUCUGCCCCAUAAGAAGGCACCAGUAUUAUAAAUGGUGCAUGGUAGGUAGGGGGCCUUUAUUAAAGAUUUUACAUUGGCGGCCCAGGAGCUUCAGGUUUCACCUCAUAAAGACUAAAGGAAUUUUCCAUAGUGCUGGUUGCCCUUGGAAACAGAAAACAGCUUAGCUCCGCCCUUCUGUCAGACAUGUGACAUAACAGCUUAAAGGGGUUUUCCAGGAGGAAAAUAUUGAUGAGCAAUCCUCAGGAUUGGUAAUCAGUAGCUGAUCGGUGGGGAUCUGACACCCGACACAGGAGCGAUGCGGCCUCUUCAGAGUGUAACCAAGCACAGCGCCGUACAUUGGAUAGUGGCUGUUCUUGGUAUUGCAGCUCAAGCCCAUUUACUUGAAUAGGACUAGUGAUGUCACUGGCCUUGGAAGAGGGAGCAGCUCACAAAGAGACUUCAUAGUACAUAUAGUUCUGUCUGGUCUAGGGGAUAAUGCCAGAUUAAAGGAAUUUAACUACACUCCCAAAAUUGAAGGAUUAUUAAAUUUCCUCUAAAUUUCCACAGAAAAGCAAAGCCUAGGUCACACCAUGGGCUGUCUGAGAAAAUGGCGGUGUUGUCCAUAGCAACCAAUCAGCUUCUGAUUUUCCACAGCAACUGUGAAACUAAUUGUAUUGAUGACUACUGGUUGCUAUGGGAAACACUAACUCAGAAGAAAGGGUCAGUGUUGCCCAUAGCAACCAGGCAAAUUUCAUCUGCUUAUUUUUUAAAUGAAACCAGUCCUCUAAACUGUUUUGGGAAAGCUGGGUGACUAUCAAUAUGGCCGCCGGAGGCCAGCUUAAAGCUCCUAAGCCCCGAUGAUAAAUCUAUAUGAACCCCUCUCGGGGCCCACUAGGCCAGGCUUAAAGGCUAUGUACACCUUCUGGAGGCAAUUUUGUUUAUGAUUGCGUUUUACUCAUUUUGAGCUAAAAAUCAUAUUUUCAAUUGGCCUUUAUUAAAAAUAUUGAGCCGUUCUGUCACAAAGAGUUAACUGUUUUUCUAACUGUGCGACUGGUACUUUCACUUUCUGCCGUCAUCUAAUAACCCUCAUCUCUAAACUACGGAGAGGUCAUAAACACUUAUUUAAGCCAGUAAGAUAAGAGCUGAGCUAUAAAGAAUGUUUAAGAGAUCAGAGAUAUAGGGGGCCAUCAGCUGAGCUGCCUGAUGGCACAGAGUGAAAAUUCAGAUACUGCUACUAGAGAAUCUCAAGGCUGCACAGAGACAGGGGUUCAACACUUUUAAAUAAAUACCAAAUAAAAUAAAGAUAUUUUUUUUAGCUCAAAAUCAGUACAAUAUAAAAAAAAUGCCCUCAAAGGUGUACAUAGCCUAAGGGCCUGUAACCUCUACAUACCUCCCGACCUACCUUUUUAGACCACCAAGUGGCAAAGCCUAUGCAAAUGUGCUAAACAUGGUGGUUGUUUCUGAUGGAUGGCACCUGGAUUAUGACUCUGCACCCCCUAUAGCAAAGCCACUGGGCAAAUCUACCUACAAAUGCUUGACCUAUUGUUUACACCAAAGCACUGCCUAUAGCCCUUCACCUGUCCUGCCUGCACUUUAAGAUGGCGGCUCUCUGCGGACCUGUCACCCUCCUUCCCAUACACUCCAUGCAGCCAGGGAUCAUACUGCGUACAUUUUAUCCGGCAUCCUUGGACGCGGCCAUUUCCAUGAUAAAACCCAGUGGCUAGAAAAUGGUGACAUCACUCGGGCCUACAGCUUCCACGCUGUGCAGAGGAUGGGCCCAGAAGGAACCAAUGUAUUUGUCAUGUUCAGUCCGUCUGGGGGACGGUCUGCUGCUUGUUUUAGGAAUUUCCUGCACCUUGCAUAUUAAAGGGGAGCUCUGCCUUUGACUGAUAUUGACCUUUAAGGAUCGGUAAAUGUAAAAUCCAGCUACUUCAUUUUAUUCUAUUACUUAUUUUUUACAUCUGGAAGCAGCUUGCUGACGGUUUCCAGUCAACCAGGGGAGAUUAUUUUAAAUGUAUUAAUUUAUUUUCUAUGUUGCGAUAUAGAAAAUUCACCAGAAUUUAUAGAUGUACAGUAUAUAAUAUAUUCUUAAAUCCUAGCACAUACACCGUAAAUGAACUGUCAGCGAGCUAACUGACAGCCUUGCUUAUAGUUUCCAAGUAACGACGCUAAAUCCGUUAUGGCUACCUUUACAUUUAUAGGGCAUUGUGUAAAACACAAUGGUUUCUAUCCUGUUAGCGACCAUGCUGACGGUUUCCAUCUAACACCGGGAGAUGUUUUUAUUCAGUUCUGUGCAGAUACGAAUUUAAAGGGCUCAUGCACGCAAACGUAUUUUUCGUCUGCAGCUGAUACGCAUUUUUUGCGGCUCGGAUGCGAACCUGUUCACUUCAAUGGGACCGCAAAAGAUGCGGACCGCGUGUCCGUUCCGCGGCCCCGCAGAAAAAAUAGAACAUGUCCUAUUCUUGUCCAUUUUUCGUACAAGGAUAGGACAGUCCUAUAGAGGGCAGGAUGUUCCUCAAAAUGCGUGUUUUGCGGAUCCGCAAUCUGCGGACGGCUACGCCCAUGUGCACGAGCCUUAAAACACAGAAAAAGGUAAUCGCAGAUGCUAGAUUUUACAUUUUGAGCUAAUGUUGGUCAAAAGGGAAGCUUCACCUCAAGGCUGCUUUCACAUAGGCAGGAAGCUGCAUCACUACUGCGUAUUUUCUUAAAGGGGCUUUUCUAGGAAUUUUUAUUUUUUAUUUUUUUUAGAGGGACAAUGUGAUCGAUUUUGCGUGAAUGUACCCUUGGUCUGUAGGAAAUCGGCAUCAAGUCAAUGAAAAUGUAUGCUUCCUGUCACACUACACUGCAGACUACUAGUGGGCUUAGAUGGGGUGUCCAGUUUCGAAGACCCCCAUUAUCAUAGACCGUAUUAGGGGGGUGCUCAGUUCAGGAUCCACCUCUUUUGGUCAGAAUUACAAAGAGCGUCUCUCGCUCUGGAGGACCUGCCCUGUCCUGUAUGACAUAGACAACCCAUUGAUGUGAAUGGACACUGUGUAAUACUUCAUUUCACCAGAGGUGGCACUGCAGGGAAACUGAACACUUACUGCCAGCUUUCCCCCCACAGAUUACAGCCGAUCGCUGGGGCUCCCCUUUGUGAUCUGCUCAGAGGAAAGUCUUUACAGUCCAGUGCUGGACUAUCGGACGUCGGUAUCAUCAGAUGCCAGAUUAAAGGACGUUUUUUAGUUAAAUUUUUAUUUAAAGAAACAGGAAUUCAGAAUGUGGAAAUUCACCGUGGCAUGGAAGCGCCUGGCGUUUUGUGUAGUGAUUGGCGCGUGAGUGAAGUGGGUAAUGAGUGUUCAUAAAAAGCGGGUAUCAAGAAAAACAAACAAACAAAAAACAACACUGAUUAACCCCUCAGCUGCUGGCGCUCUCUGGACUUCUCAGGCGGACAAAGAAGGGGUUAACUGCUGUGUAAUCGUAGCAUUAAUAGCCAUACCAGAUGAUUAUGCAAAAUGAUUAUGUACUUUAUAGGAUAUUUAAUGCUGUAUACAUAGAACAUAGGAAGAAUCUGAUUUUUUCCUCCAGGUUUACAUUUCAGCAGUCGGUGAAGGAUUAUUUGACAUUUCUACAUCCGUUUCUAAUGAUAACUCUCAUCCUCCUCAUCAGAUUACACAAUGUAAACUUUCUGUAUUAAAAAGAAAUCUUCACUGCUGA
Messenger RNA from Bufo gargarizans (Asiatic toad), 7746 nucleotides. It is a transcript of the gene C2CD2, whose product is annotated as C2 calcium dependent domain containing 2. The transcript has 15 exons. Lineage: Eukaryota; Metazoa; Chordata; Amphibia; Anura; Bufonidae. The record is from RefSeq and is a predicted model, not a curated record. Bases 1268 to 3313 code for a protein of 681 amino acids.